CCCCACCACACCGCCAUGAGCGCGGCGGACAAGGUCAAGCCGGCGGCCAGCCCCGCGGCGGAGGACCCCGCCGCCAUCGCCGGCAACAUCUCCUUCCACGCGCAGUACAGCCCCCACUUCUCGCCGCUCACCUUCGGCCCGGAGCCGGCAUACUUCGCCACCGCCGAGAGCGUCCGCGACCACCUCCUCCAGAGAUGGAACGACACGUACCUGCAUUUCCACAAGACGGAUCCCAAGCAGACCUACUACCUGUCCAUGGAGUACCUGCAGGGCCGCGCGCUCACCAACGCCGUCGGCAACCUCAACAUCACCGGCGCAUACGCCGAGGCCGUCAAGAAGUUCGGCUACGAGCUCGAGGCGCUCGCCGGACAGGAGAGAGAUAUGGCUCUCGGAAAUGGUGGCUUGGGUAGGCUUGCAGCCUGCUUUUUGGAUUCAAUGGCAACAUUGAAUUUGCCUGCUUGGGGCUAUGGCCUCCGUUACCGCUAUGGCCUGUUCAAGCAGCGCAUUACCAAGGAAGGCCAGGAAGAAGUCGCUGAAGAUUGGCUUGAGAAGUUCAGCCCAUGGGAGAUUGUCAGGCAUGACAUUGUAUACCCAGUCAGAUUCUUUGGCCACGUUGAGAUUUCACCAGAUGGAAAGCGGAAAGCGGUUGGAGGAGAAGUUCUGAAUGCUUUAGCCUAUGAUGUGCCAAUUCCUGGGUACAAGACUAAAAAUGCCAUCAGUCUUCGUCUUUGGGAUGCAAAAGCUAGUGCUGAGGACUUCAACUUAUUUCAAUUCAAUGAUGGCCAGUAUGAGUCAGCUGCUCAACUUCAUUCGAGGGCACAACAGAUCUGUGCUGUUCUCUAUCCUGGUGAUGCUACAGAAGAGGGAAAGCUUCUGAGAUUAAAGCAGCAGUUUUUCCUGUGCAGCGCAUCACUUCAGGAUAUUAUUUUCAGAUUUAAAGAAAGGAAACCUGACAGAGCUUCAGGGAAGUGGAGUGAGUUCCCCUCCAAAGUUGCUGUUCAAAUGAAUGACACUCACCCAACUCUAGCCAUCCCUGAGCUAAUGAGGAUUCUUAUGGAUGAGGAGGGACUUGGUUGGGAUGAAGCUUGGGAUGUCACAAACAAAACGGUUGCUUACACCAAUCAUACAGUUCUUCCUGAAGCUCUUGAGAAAUGGUCACAAGCUGUAAUGAGGAAAUUGCUUCCACGACAAAUGGAAAUUAUUGAGGAAAUUGACAAGCGGUUCAGAGAACUGGUGAUCUCCACCCGGAAGGAUAUGGAGGGAAAGCUCGAUUCGAUGAGUGUGUUAGAUAACUCUCCCCAGAAGCCAGUGGUGCGGAUGGCGAAUUUGUGUGUAGUGGCUGCACACACGGUGAAUGGAGUGGCCGAGUUACACAGCAACAUUUUGAAGGAAGAGCUGUUCGCAGAUUAUCUGUCUAUUUGGCCCAACAAAUUCCAGAACAAAACCAACGGAAUUACACCCCGUAGAUGGCUCCGUUUCUGCAACCCUGAGUUGAGUGAAAUAGUCACGAAAUGGCUAAAAACAGACCAGUGGACUAGCAACCUUGAUCUUCUUACCGGACUUCGGAAAUUCGCAGAUGAUGAAAAACUUCACGCUGAGUGGGCAGCAGCCAAGUUGGCCAGCAAGAAGCGCCUAGCCAAGCAUGUGUUGGAUGUGACAGGUGUUACAAUUGACCCAAACAGCCUUUUCGAUAUACAAAUUAAGCGCAUCCAUGAAUACAAAAGACAGCUGAUGAACAUCUUGGGAGCUGUGUACAGAUACAAGAAAUUAAAGGAAAUGAGCGCAGAAGAGAAGCAGAAGGUUACACCACGCACUGUCAUGGUAGGAGGGAAGGCAUUUGCAACAUACACCAACGCUAAAAGAAUAGUGAAAUUGGUAACCGAUGUUGGCGCUGUGGUGAACAAUGAUCCUGACGUUAACAAAUAUCUGAAGGUGGUGUUCAUUCCAAAUUACAAUGUCUCGGUGGCUGAAGUGCUCAUUCCUGGCAGUGAACUGUCGCAGCAUAUUAGUACUGCAGGCAUGGAAGCAAGUGGAACAAGUAACAUGAAGUUCUCACUGAAUGGCUGCGUUAUCAUUGGAACUCUUGAUGGAGCCAAUGUUGAAAUCAGAGAAGAAGUUGGACAAGACAACUUCUUCCUUUUCGGUGCCAAAGCAGAUCAGGUUGCUGGUCUGAGGAAGGAAAGAGAAAAUGGCCUGUUCAAACCAGACCCACGCUUUGAAGAAGCCAAGCAGUUCGUCAGGAGUGGUGCUUUUGGUACCUAUGACUAUACUCCUCUCUUGGAUUCCCUCGAAGGGAACUCUGGAUUUGGGCGUGGUGAUUACUUCCUUGUUGGCUAUGACUUCCCAAGCUACAUUGAUGCACAGGCCCGUGUCGAUGAAGCCUACAAGGACAAGAAGAGAUGGAUCAAGAUGUCUAUCCUGAACACAGCUGGAAGUGGCAAGUUCAGCAGCGACCGUACCAUUGCCCAGUACGCAAAGGAGAUCUGGGGCAUCACUGCUAGCCCUGUUCCAUGAAGAGAAGAUGCAAUGGCGAUGGAGUUCGCUGGAUGCUAAUGCUCGGCAAUAAUAAGGAUUUAUUACGAUCCACAGUGCCCGAAUAACCUCCCCCUGCUUCCGUUGUAGCUGAGAAGAGAGAAGCAACGUACGAAGCUUGUUGUGUUGCGUAUCCCUACACUUUUGAAGUGCACAGAGGAUGCAACUGUUGUUUUGUUCUGUUAUGUUUUUGGUCUGUAACAAUACUAUCUUAUGAUCUGUACCGGGAUCUUCUGGUUAUCAAUAAAACAAUUCGAGUUUUGGUCA
Molecule: messenger RNA, 2799 nt
Organism: Lolium rigidum
Lineage: Eukaryota; Viridiplantae; Streptophyta; Magnoliopsida; Poales; Poaceae
Product: alpha-glucan phosphorylase, H isozyme
Exons: 15
Coding region: 16-2514 (832 amino acids)
Biological process (GO): glycogen catabolic process
Cellular component (GO): cytoplasm
Molecular function (GO): pyridoxal phosphate binding; glycogen phosphorylase activity
Source: RefSeq, a predicted model, not a curated record